AUGUCGACCACCAACGAUCACCAUCUCACCAACUCACCUACGCCAUGGAUAUCCUGGCAUGGGCUUCAGGUCAGACCGUGUAUCGCCGAACUCAUCCGCACACAAUGUCCACCGCCCAAGCUGCUGCUUCGAGUCGAGCGCGUUAUCGAGGUAAUCGUCCGGAUGGACGAGGAAGCCCAUAACAAUGAUAAGCACGAAGCCGUGUAUAAAGCGUAUCGACUAUUUCUUAGUGAUGGAGAAUACACCAUACAGGCCUUGCUCAAGAGCGAGCUGCAUGUCCUCGUAUCUAGCAGUAAGGAUGACCUGACGCCCGGGACGGUUCUUGAUAUCCAAGACUACGAGCUACGUACGGCCAACAGACUAGCAUCCAAGGGUGCACGGUCUGGCAGAGUUGUUUUCCUGGCUGUUGCAAGGUAUAGACGGGCAGUGCCCUUCAAACUAGAUGUACAGCUCAAGAAUCUUGAGGAUGAACAUCUACUCGUCAAACGAGAUGCAGCCGCACUGUCCGACGAAGGCGCUGGUGAUAGCCCACGGGAAGAGAAGAGGAGACAGAAAACCGCCGAGAGGGAUAAGGCAAUGGUAUUUAGGGCAGCAGUUGAGGAUACUAAUCUACUUGAUGAAAUCGAAGAUGAAAAUCUCAAAGAUGAUAUCCUGGGUGUAUCUCCGUGCUACUCUACAGCACCUAAAAUACUGUCUUCCACAGCCAUGUCCACCUCCAUGAAAGUCCUCACCCUCUCAGACCUUCUCGCCCCUCGAAUACCCUUCCCCAAGAGGAACUAUCCCUGCAAUGUUAUAGCAGUGAUAUCGUGGAUCUCUCCCCAGGUGAUAAAACGAACAAACAUGCCUCCGAAAAGAGACCUUAGGCUCAUCGAUCCCACUAUCAUCAAAACCGUCGACAAACGGCGCUCGUCUGUGACUACUGCAUCCUCGUUACCAUCUACAUCGCCACCUAGCAUCACAGCUAAUUGGACGGUAGGAAUAUCGAUGAGCGUGUUUAUAGAUGCAGCCGAAUUUCACCCUCCCGUCGGGACCGUGGCGUUUUUUAGAGGCAUAAAGACGCAUGAGUGGGAUGGUAUCAGUCUGAACGCAUAUGAGAAAGACUGCAGGGAUAAGGAAUGGUUUAUAACCGACCCAGACAGGCUAGCUAGCUUGGGAGUUGAUUCGUCCGCGUUAAAAACUUGGUGGCUACAUGUACAAACGAGGUGGGAGGACGCCAGGAAGGCUUCUACUCAGGAAAAUUGA
Molecule: messenger RNA, 1242 nt
Organism: Trichophyton verrucosum HKI 0517
Lineage: Eukaryota; Fungi; Ascomycota; Eurotiomycetes; Onygenales; Arthrodermataceae
Exons: 2
Coding region: 1-1242 (413 amino acids)
Source: RefSeq, a predicted model, not a curated record